Halichondria panicea is the source of this 1204-nucleotide messenger RNA. RefSeq lists its product as uncharacterized. Lineage: Eukaryota; Metazoa; Porifera; Demospongiae; Suberitida; Halichondriidae. The record is from RefSeq and is a predicted model, not a curated record. The coding region runs from base 662 to 1168 and encodes 168 amino acids. The transcript is spliced from 4 exons.
ACUCUAUUGAGUUACGUAUACGUAUCAAUUAAGGCUUUAGCAAUCACACUAAUACAAACAUUUUGGUUUGAAGCAUAUAAAUCUCGAAAAGUCUCUUGUCACUCGUAGCUGCAAGUGUGCUCUUUCACUGUCAGAAACGCAAAGUCUCUUAGAGCCAACCCAUGCACUGUCCACGUAAAGUGAUCUUGGGUUGAUAUCUCGCUCCAUUCUAUCACUCCGUAGUCGGUUCAUUGUAACUCCACAUCUGGUGCAGAUUGUUGCUCUAUUAGUAAAACCAGUAGGUUUUACAUAGGAUUGGCAGUGGGUUUGCCUGUGUUUAGCAAUAUUUCAAUUAUUUUGACUCAUGUUCAAACUGUUCUAUCUCUGCAGGGAAAGGCCACAUCAAGGAACUGGCUAGACAAAUAGUUUAAGUACAUUUUUGCCGGGUAACUCCCAAAGCUGUGUUUCCUCGAGACAUCACCUCUUUCAGCAACUUAUAACACGCCUAGUCCAUGAGUCACGUGUAGUACUUGCUAAUGACUGACCACACCCAGUAAAAAGAGACUUUCCAAUAAAGUUAUAUGUUCCCAAGGCUGUUUUAGAGCUAUUGGAACAUGUAACGUGUAAGCGUGCUGGUUAUGACUACUACAAUAGGUAUAGACCUUGAAAUAUAACUAUCAUCAUGAAGAUUUCAGUGAUUGCCACUGUGGCUCUGCUAUCUCUCCUGGCUCUGGCCUCUUCUGCUUCUAAUCGUUAUUAUUAUCAGGAGAUACUUGCCCAGCUGCAAAAAGAUGUUAAACAGGCCGAUAAGCAUGCUAUGGCUGAACAAAAAGAUAGCCCAGCUCGUCAGCAACACUAUUAUCAGCUAAAGAAUGCCAUGCUUCAACAAAAUGGCCCAGCUGUUCAUGUCAAUGGAAACGGUAUGACCGUCCAGUUUGCCUAUUAUGGUUUAUCCUGUGUUAAGUACGAGCUCGAGUACUUAGUUCAAUACGUUAGCACUAACUGGGUCAGGAGUUUGUGCAAUGGAAGGACCAGCUGCUCUGGAAUUGUAUCUACUGCAGUUCUCAUGGAUCCUUACCACGGUUGUGCAAAAGACUUUCUUGCCAUUGCAGAAUGCCCCAAUGGGGACGUCAUAACUGACUUCUUGUCAAAGGAGGCUGAGUGGACGAAGUUUUCUCUGCAUUGCUGAGUAUAUAUAUAUAGCUGAACUGCAUGCAUGUGUAUA